AUGCAGCGCGACGGCGAAGAGGCGGCGCCGCAGGAGAAUCCCAAGCGGAUGCGGCGGCCCAGCGUGAGAUUGCACCAGCCCUACUACGAGAACCCCGGGCAUCGCAAGAUCCAGCAGCAAUGGAAGCCCAGGAAAGGCGCCCCCACACCCAGAAAGCCUCGUUCCGCCAAAACCGCGCAUUCCAAAUUCGCCAAGAACGCCGCCGCUAAGGGCGACGGAUUGGGGAAUUUUGAUUUCGAAUACGACGCGGCGGUUGGGGGUUGGAGCAAUUUCACUGCCGCUAAUAGGGAUAGGGAUUUCCAGAGGAAGAGGGUUAGGUCGUCCAAUUCGAAAUCUCGGGCAAUUGGGGAUCAAGAAAAUGGAAAUCUUGGAUUGUCUAGUGAUGGUGAGAGUGGGAAGCUCGAACAACAACACGUAGACGUCGAAGAAGAGGGGGAUUUGGGUGGGAAUCGGUUUAGCAACGAUUUAGUAGCUGAGGAUUCUGAUCCGUCUAGCCCUAAUCAGUCGUUAGGUGACGACGAUGAUAUUGAGAAUCGAAAAUUGAGUGGAGAUCGUGACAAUGUGGGUGGAAAGCAGAGGGGAUUGGGUGAUAAUCGCCAUUCCAGUGAAAUGGGGAGAUCCUUGAUGGCUGGGGAAGAAGAUGGAGAUAGUAGUGGUGUGAGGAUGUGGCUGAAUGAUUUGGGAUUAGGAAAAUAUGUGACACUGUUUGAGAUUCAUGGGGUGGAUGAUGCGGUUCUGCCGUUACUGACUCUUGAAGAUCUCAAGGAUAUGGGGAUUAAUGAGGUUGGGAUACGAAGGAAACUGUAUUCGUCUAUCCAGAAACUCGAUAGAUGGUUCCCCUGA
Molecule: messenger RNA, 843 nt
Organism: Salvia hispanica
Lineage: Eukaryota; Viridiplantae; Streptophyta; Magnoliopsida; Lamiales; Lamiaceae
Molecular function (GO): protein binding
Source: RefSeq, a predicted model, not a curated record